Schistosoma turkestanicum is the source of this 1204-nucleotide messenger RNA. The record is from the annotation of a GenBank genome assembly. Lineage: Eukaryota; Metazoa; Platyhelminthes; Trematoda; Strigeidida; Schistosomatidae.
UUCACUUUUCAAUUGAUGAAUUAACUUCAGUCGAUUUCUAUUCUAUCUUCCUUCAAUAUUUUAAUGUUCAUGAGAAAUUGAAGAUUUUCUCAUUAGUUAGCUCAUUGAAUCCAACUUUCUUGUGCAAACAUUCGAAUAUCUUUUCUAAUAAGCACACAUUUUCAGUAUGCUUCAGUUUUACUUUGGACUAUAUGGAUUAGCCUUGUUUUUAUGUUUCCUUGGGUUCUUGUAUGCUUUAACUGAGAAAGCAUACAAAUGGUUAACAAGUGGUGUGAAUAAAUCUCAUUUACCAAACUAUCCUGAAGCCAUUUCAUCUUGCUCAAAUCAUAAUGAGACAAUUCAGAAAAGGGUUCCAAAUAUCCUCGAAGUGAUCGAAUCAAACAACUUGAUGGAUGCAGUGAAAAUCGAUGGAAUCUCAGAAUGUCCUCAAAGUCAAGAGAACACUAGAAACCAGCUGGAUGAUUCAGAUAUUAGCACGCCUAGUGACGAAAUGAAAACUAUCAUGAAUGGAAAAUACACUGAAACUAAUCCUGACCAAGUGCAUCAAGCCAGCAUAGAUACAUCAAUGAAAUCUUUCUCGGAACGUCGACAAGAACGUCGUAAACGUUAUAAAGCUAAAAAAAGUUUAACAUUUUCAUCACCUGGUUGUUUUUCAACGAAUUCCUCCAUGGAUGACUAUGAUAAUGGCAAUGCACCUGUGGAAGAUUCGGAUGAGACAACAAAUGCUAGCAAUUGUUCCAUGCUUUCAGAUAGUAAUGAAUUGCAACCGGACUAUUUUAUAUUGGAAACACAUAAUAUGUGUGAACUGAGAAAAUCAAUACCAAUAACAAAUUUGGAUGACAGUGAAUCUGGAAACAUUGAUAAUAAUAACAAUAGUAUUGGUCAUAGUAAUAAUUAUAACAAUUAUGCAAUGGAUAAAAGUGAUUCGUUAGAUAUCACAUUAAAAUCAUCUUACAAAACUAUGGGUGAGUAAAAACCAGGAAACAAUCUUCAAAUACACACACACACACACACUCACGCUCAUUCAUUUGAUUUUAAGUUACCAAAAAUCCUAAUGAUGAUGAUCUCUUUGAUUUGUUGGCAUUACAAAAUUUACUUUUGAAAUUCUUGUUCAAUUGAUGUUGAAUAACAGUUGAAUUGUUCUUUCUUUUUUGUUUCUCUCAAUGCGAAAUGUUCACACAUUUAAACAAUAAAUACUACCGCA